GUGGGAUUCCAGACUCCGCCCCUCCUUGGACAGUUUUCUGACUUGAUCCUUUCAAGUUGGCAAUGUCCCGCCAGCCACUCGGCCAGUCCACGGCCCCGGCAUCGCAGCCAGCCAGCCACUCUGCGCCUCUCUGCCGCACCCGGCAUGCGGCCCAAUCGGAAGUGCGGCAACUCCACCACACUCCGCCCCCCCCCUCGGCCAGGCACAGCCGCCAACCCUUUCAACCCCGGGCCAGGAGCGACUGCCAUUGGACCCUGAUUCACCCCGCGGCAGGCAGAGAGAAGAAGCUGCACUCACCACGACGACGACGUGGUAGUGCAUUUGAUAUUCAUCUCGCUCUCUCUCUCUCGCACAGCAGACUGCACUGCAGCACUCCUCCACUGCAGCACAGCUCAAGGGAAGCUUUCGCCUACCUUUCUUUACCCCACACACACACACAGCUUCCCCAGUCCAGUCCAGCCUACGCACUGAGGUGACCUUUUAUUUCAGCCGAGCCGAGCCCUUACAAACAAACUUCUCGCUCCGACCAAGCUUGGCAACCCGCCUUCUCGGCAGCUGCUUUCAUCAGCUCUUCUCACUCCCCUGACUUUUCGCCUACAUCUUGAGAGCAGUGCCAUUGACAAAUACACGGCUUUACACAUACAGACACACAAUGGAUCAACGCGUUAGAGUGAAU
Molecule: messenger RNA, 676 nt
Organism: Microstroma glucosiphilum
Lineage: Eukaryota; Fungi; Basidiomycota; Exobasidiomycetes; Microstromatales; Microstromataceae
Exons: 1
Coding region: 63-476 (137 amino acids)
Source: RefSeq, a predicted model, not a curated record